AUGGAUGCUUUGCAACGCCCAUUUCGAAUCCUUCCCGAGUUCUGUUUAUAUGCCGAAAAACAUGAAAUAUUUGAAUUGUUUCAGAAUCUCUUGGAGAAGAUUGUCAUUGAGAAGCCAGAUGAUCCUCUGAAGUUCUUGAUUAAGCAGUUAGAAGAUGGAAUAGGCCUAGAAGUACUAAAGUUUGUGAGCAUCAAACCCAGAACAAAUGCACCUUACAUUCCGCGUGUUUUGUUACUUGGACCACCAGGAGCUGGGAAGCAGACACAGGCUUCACUUCUUAAUGCCAAGUAUGAUUUUGUAAAAGUUGAUGCCAAAGAAGUGUUAAAACAAGCAAAGCUCAGAAAAUCUACAGUAGGCAACGCUUGCAAACUGAUCUUGGAUGCAGAGAUGACAAUCCCUGACUCUUUGGCAGCCGAAGCUUUGUCGGAAAGGCUGAAGGAACAAGAUUGUAUUUCAAAAGGUUGGGUUAUUUUUGGAUUCCCGAACUCGAUCAGUCAAGCUAGAGAACUUACUGUAAUUCUUAAAGACACAUCGCCACCAAACAGGGUGGUUUUCUUGAAUGUCGCUAUGAAAACUUGUCAUCGUCGCCUAGUUCACCGUCGCUUUGACUCCAUUGACGGUACAUCGUAUCAUCUUGUGGACGAUCCACCCCCAGAUGAUUUGCCUAGAAAGAGGCUACUUCAGCAUCCGGAGGAAACAGAUGAGGCACUAUCAAAAAGGUUAACCUCCUUUUCGAAAGAUUCCAAAAAUAUUCAGGAAUUAUUUGAAGAUAAGUUGAUAACUGUCGACGGAGAGCAAAAUAUCAGGACAGUGCUUGAAACCGUUGAGAACGCCAUUUUUCAACCUAUUCCUCGUAAAACGUUAGUAAACGCUGCUAAUAAUGAACUUUGA
Molecule: messenger RNA, 891 nt
Organism: Limulus polyphemus (Atlantic horseshoe crab)
Lineage: Eukaryota; Metazoa; Arthropoda; Merostomata; Xiphosura; Limulidae
Product: adenylate kinase 8-like
Exons: 6
Coding region: 1-891 (296 amino acids)
Biological process (GO): nucleoside triphosphate biosynthetic process
Cellular component (GO): cytoplasm
Molecular function (GO): AMP kinase activity; nucleoside diphosphate kinase activity; ATP binding
Source: RefSeq, a predicted model, not a curated record